CUCGCAGAUCCUGUGGUGAAGCGUCGGCCGUCACCAACAAACAAUAGCCGCCAACUGGACAAUCAGGAGGUGAGGUCCCUCCAGCAGCACAGCACAGCUCCAUCCAGAGGCCUGGUGCAGACCGACAGCCCCAACUUCCUCUGCAGCAGUUUGCCACAGCACUGGAGGUGUAACAAGACCCUACCAAGAGCCUUCACCGUUGUUGCCCUGGGAAAUGAUGUGCCAGACGGCGUCGUUGUCACUCUGAUGGCUGGCAAUGAAGACAACUGUAACGCUGAGCUACGCAAUGCCACAGCAACCAUGAAGCAAGGCUACGCUCACUUUAAUGACCUCCGUUUCAUAGGUCGCAGCGGGAGAGGCAAGAGUUUCACACUUUCCAUCAACGUGCUGACGUCACCCCCUCAGAUCGCCACCCUACACAAAGCCAUCAAAGUGACUGUGGAUGGACAGCGGCUGCCAAGACGACCAAGGCAGAAGGAGGCCAAGUCGGGAGCAUUCAGGCCGUCCAGCAGCAGCACCGCAUCAUCAGAUUGUAGAUCUUUUUCCUCCUCUCUGUGGACCAAUGAGCCAUCAUUUCUGGGCCAGGUGACCUCUUUGAGUUCCUCCUUCACUCCAAGUCCCAGAAUGCACCACCUGUCUGCCUUCUCCUACCCCACACAGCCCACACCAUACAGCUCGUACCUGUCUUCCCCUCCUCCCCCGCCUCCUCUCAGCCACAGUGGUCCAUUCCAGCCAAGCAGCUUCUACUACGGACUAAACCAACCGCUCCAAACCUCGGGGGAGGACCGCAACAGCAUCUCAGCGGUGACCAAUUAUAUUGAAGGGGCGUGUCUUUCUGUGCGAGGAGAGGAGCCCGUCUGGAGGCCAUAUUGAUGGUUGAAUGUGUUUAAAUCUGCUUAAAAUCAAAUAUUUUGUGAGUUUGAGGAAUUUUUUCAGCCAGCCACCCACCCAAAACAGAACAGGAUUCUUUAAACUCAAACUGUUUGUCAGUAGCUGUAACUUCUGUGUGCUGUUCUCAGUCUUUACAUUGUUAUGAAAAAUGUUUAUGUGUUACGUUAUUGAUUUUAUUAUUAUAUGCAUACAU
Messenger RNA from Scatophagus argus, 1084 nucleotides. RefSeq names its product RUNX family transcription factor 2a (gene runx2a). The transcript has 5 exons. NCBI's taxonomy places the organism in Eukaryota, Metazoa, Chordata, Actinopteri, Scatophagidae. Gene Ontology annotation, cellular component: nucleus. The record is from RefSeq and is a predicted model, not a curated record. Gene Ontology annotation, molecular function: DNA-binding transcription factor activity, RNA polymerase II-specific; RNA polymerase II cis-regulatory region sequence-specific DNA binding; ATP binding. Gene Ontology annotation, biological process: hemopoiesis; regulation of cell differentiation; regulation of transcription by RNA polymerase II. The annotation marks the transcript as partial.